Jatropha curcas is the source of this 780-nucleotide messenger RNA. Its product is annotated as RmlC-like cupins superfamily protein. The record is from RefSeq and is a predicted model, not a curated record. Lineage: Eukaryota; Viridiplantae; Streptophyta; Magnoliopsida; Malpighiales; Euphorbiaceae.
UUGUAACACUCUAUAAAAUAAAAAGGGAAAAAUUAAAAAAAACAAUAAAAAAAUAAAAAAAUAAAAACGAGAAAUGGCGUGCAUCAGUGGCAGCAGUAUACUAGUAUCAUUCGAUGCUCGUUUAUCGUCUUCAAGAACCAGAAGAUCAGGGAUUAUGGCGGCACCAGCAAUUUCUGUAAAAGCAGAGGCCUUGACUAUAGAGAAAUCUGGAAUCAAGAUCGUUAGGAACCUUCCCGAGUCCAAACUCACUGAACUAGGAGUUCGAGCUUGGCCUAAGUGGGGUUGCCCUCCAAGCAAAUUCCCAUGGACAUAUUCGGCCAAAGAGACAUGCUAUCUUCUGGAGGGUAAAGUUAAGGUACACCCUGAUGGAUCAGAUGAGGCCGUCGAAAUUGGUGCUGGUGACUUGGUUGUGUUCCCUAAAGGAAUGAGUUGCACUUGGGAUGUUUCUGUAGGAGUUGACAAGCACUACAAAUUCGAAUGAAUAAAAUAUAUUUGCUGGUUGUGUACCCUCCAUCCCUCUGUCUCUCUCGUAUGAAUUAGUAAAUCUUCAUAUACUGAUACUGAAACCAUUUGCUAGCUGUAUGAAUUUGAUAUUAAUCGGACCUGGCAAUUAGCUUACAAUUUUCUCUGCAAGCUUUGCUCUCCCCCUGUGUGUGCGCACGCUCAAUUGUGCUGCUAUUUUUAACUUCAUUAUGUUCAUUGCAAGAAAAUGAACACAUUUGGAUUCAGUUGCCUGAAUUCAAUUUCUGAUUGAUGGAAUCAGUUUUGGUUUUGUUGCUC